Messenger RNA from Planococcus citri (citrus mealybug), 2396 nucleotides. Its product is annotated as zinc finger protein 271-like. Gene Ontology annotation, biological process: regulation of transcription by RNA polymerase II. Lineage: Eukaryota; Metazoa; Arthropoda; Insecta; Hemiptera; Pseudococcidae. The transcript is spliced from 6 exons. Gene Ontology annotation, cellular component: nucleus. The coding region runs from base 264 to 1784 and encodes 506 amino acids. Gene Ontology annotation, molecular function: RNA polymerase II cis-regulatory region sequence-specific DNA binding; DNA-binding transcription factor activity, RNA polymerase II-specific. The record is from RefSeq and is a predicted model, not a curated record.
AUUUUGUGAUAACAAGAAAAAAGCUUUAUCAACAAAUUUUGAUUUUUUGCUGAUUUCAAAAUUUUUUCUCGCGGAAUUAUGCGAAAUAAUCGUUAUUAAAAUUGAAUGUCGAUCUCAUUCGUGAUGUGAAGAAAUGAUUUACUUCAAGUUAUCGUCACAACGUAUUAGUUUGUAGCUUGAUCUAUCCGUAUAUCAAUGCUUACAAACGAAACAAGAAUGUCUUCCGUGUUUUUUCAAAGAUGACGAAUACGCAUCGAUUCUGAAUGAAUUCGUCGUCUGAGAUGAAGGAAUCAACAUCUGGGAAGAAAUCAGAACUACACAAUGGAGAAAAGGAUGCAUUCCCGAAGCAUAUAAUCACUAUUCAAGGUGAAUCAUUACUUUACAAAUGCACAGUUUGUGACAAGACAUUUAAAACCAAGUCGAACUGUUGUUACCAUAAACAUUGCGCAGAUGAUAGCGAAAAACCAUAUACCUGUUCUACGUGUAAUAGAAAAUUCUCAUCGAAAACACAUUUCGAUUAUCAUAGUCUCAUGCACACUGGAGUAAAUCCAUUUAAGUGUGACCAAUGUGAUAAAUCAUUCAAAACUAGAAACAAGCUGCUUCGUCAUAAAGAAGUGCAUUCGGAUAAAAGGAAACUCUACAAGUGCGACCUGUGUGACAGAUCGUUCUUGAGAAAAACUUCAAUUAAGGUUCAUCGCAAAAGUCACACCGGAGAGAAACCAUAUAGUUGUCCUCAUUGUUCCAAGGCAUUCAGCGAAAAGAAAAAAUUAAUUAAUCACAUUAGUUCGCAUACCGGUAUAAAAGAUUGGAUUUGCGAAGUAUGCGGUAAAUCAUAUUCGAUAAAAUGGAAUUUAGAAUUACACAAGCGAACGCAUUCCAAAACACGUCCGUAUUAUUGCGAAAAAUGUCAACAAUCGUUUUCUCAAAAUCGCUACCUAAAACGUCAUAUGGAAACACACAAAAAUUCAGUCAAAUACUUAUGCAAUUUAUGCGAUAAAGAAUUCAGCCGAAAAGAUAACUUACAACGGCAUAUCGUCAACACUCAUCUCGAAUACGCGAAUCCUACCGCCGUCAAAGUGGAAAAAAUCGCUAAAUCAUAUAUCACCAAAGUCGUAGCUAACGAUGAGGAACCAAUACCUGCCGAACCGCAACCACCACCGGCACCUCUUAACGAGGAACCAAAACUUGCCGAACCCCAAUCCGUGAUAAAAUCAUUGACUAAAACGCGAGAAAUUAUCGAUUACCAAUACCAAGAUCUACAACCUCAAUUUGAACGAAUAUCCGUUAUUAAAACUAUCGGUAAAUCAUCGCGAGAGAACCAAGACGUCAUCGAACCCCCUACUCCAACAAUUGAAGAACCUCCUCAACAACAACAAGUACCCGAACCUCCUCUACAACUAGUACCCGAAUGUCAACAGAUUGCCAAUGAGGAACCUCAUCAGUUAUCGCAAUGCCAAGAGAUCGCCAAUUUUGAACCUGACUUAUCGCAAUUCCAACAGCUUGCUAAUAUGGAACCUCAAUUAGCCGAUCCUGUUUUAGAUCAAAUCGCUUAUGAUUUAUCUUCCAAAGAUCCUACUCCGGUCACGAAUAGAUCUGCGGAUUAUUGUGAUUUCGCUCACGAUGAUUUUGCUUCGUAUUCCAGUUCAAAAGAGAUGAUGAAAUCACCUCGAUGUUUCCUGCCAAAGAAAUUGAUCACUGCCUCUUAUAAAGAAAGAUCUACUUACUCAGGUCGAAAUAGUUUUACGGCGACUAAAAGCGUUAUAAUGAAUAUUGAUAAAUAUUAAUCUAGAGUAUUCGAUUAAUUACCACUUUCAAGGGAACCUUUACCACUCGUCGAUUUCGAUCCAGCUAAAAUGGUGGAAAUAGCUUAUUGGUACCUAUAUUAAUUUUCUACAAAAGAAGCAAACGUAGAAAUGAAAAUCUGAAACUCGGUUUUUAUACUCAAGUCGAUCCCUUCUCUCUCCCUCAAUCAAUCGGAACCAUUUCCAAGUCGAUCUGAAGCCUCCAGCAAAAGCUGGCUUUUCUCCAGCAAUUUAAAAUCGCUCCAGAAGACGUUGUAAUCAACUUUGGCAGCUGAAAAUUGAACGCAAAUCCGAGGUGACGAAUUGAGAAGUGUAGGUACUUUUUUUCCAAUUGAAAAUCUCAAAUUGUAAAAAAAUCCAAAAUUGCCAAUUUUAGCAACAGAUUACUCAAAACUUUUGCUAGGUAUCCGCUAAAAUUGAUCUUCCAAAUCGAUUGGCACCAUUUUCAGCUGAUCUGAAGCCUCCAGCAAAAGUUGACUUCUCUUCAGCAAUUUCAAAUCGCUUCUGAAGGCUUUGUAAUCAACUUCGGCAGAUGAAAAUUUGGUUCUGAAGUCUUGGUGAUAUGCUCUCUAAGUGAACCAAAUUUCAGCUCGA